Cydia pomonella (codling moth) is the source of this 729-nucleotide messenger RNA. RefSeq lists its product as uncharacterized. The transcript is spliced from 5 exons. The record is from RefSeq and is a predicted model, not a curated record. NCBI's taxonomy places the organism in Eukaryota, Metazoa, Arthropoda, Insecta, Lepidoptera, Tortricidae. The coding region runs from base 96 to 656 and encodes 186 amino acids.
UAUGAUUAUAUUAUGUGCCAGUAGAAUUUUCUUAUUUAGUGCUAUUGGACGUGUUAAAUUGGGAGUUAAUUGCAAAUUAUUGGACAAUAAAUACAAUGAAGAUGGAAUUGAAGCCGAGCCGUUUUUUCUCAUCUCGCUGGUGUAUGGAAAAACUGUGCGUCGUAUUCGCCAUCAUAAAUGCCGUUACAUGCUUACUGGCUUUCCUUAACAGCGUGAUAUUUCUAAUCUUCUUACUUGUUGUCUGGAUCUGGAAUAUGUAUCAUGGAUAUAUUCCAACGUAUGGUGAUAGCGAAGGAUGGACAGUUUUGAACUUUUUUAUCAUCGGAGCUGUAAUAUGCAGUAUCCUUGCUGCGUCAGCACUCUACUUCGCCGCCCUUCUGUGUCUUGGAAUACGAAAUGAUAACAAGCGCUAUAUAAAGAUGUAUCUCAAUUACGGCGUGACUGUUGUCACUCUGAGCGUGCUGGGCCUGCUGUUGUACAUUUGGCUGUUUUGGGAGCAAGCGCGGAUUGAUGCUGUGGUUUCAUCCGUAAUGUGUUUGGCUUACUCAGGAAUCCUGUUUCUCAUCAACAAGACGUAUCUUGAAUCAGAUCAGCUGGAGACAAACGACAGAUUGCUCAGCACACCUUGUGUUCAACAUUCAUACGGUUGCCAAUAAUGUUAUCUGAAAGUUAUCUAAAAAACCGGACCAGUGCGAGUCGGACUCACCCAUCGAGAGUUCCAUACUAAGC